Oryza sativa Japonica Group (Japanese rice) is the source of this 1548-nucleotide messenger RNA. The record is from RefSeq and is a predicted model, not a curated record. NCBI's taxonomy places the organism in Eukaryota, Viridiplantae, Streptophyta, Magnoliopsida, Poales, Poaceae.
AUGGCGGUGGAGAUCCCGAGGCUAGCCCUGGGUGGAGGAGGAGGGGGAGCGGGAGGAGAGCGGCUACCGGCGGCCGGGGAGGAUUCGGCGCCGGCGGCCACCAACGCGGGGAAGCGCCCGGUGGUCGGGCUCGGGUUCGGGUCCUCCUUGGCGGCCAUGGCGGCGGCGGCGGCGGCGGGGAUCCAGCCCGACGCGUUCGCCCUAGGUGGCCCGGCGGAGUACCCCGCCGGCGACGGGGAGCGGGACGUUCUGAUGGUGAGCUUCCUGCGUUCCAUCGCGGCGUUCCUGGCCGACGGGACGUGCCAGAUGCAGGCGCUCGCGCUGCGCUUCAUCCUGCCGUGCGACGGGGUGUGCCGCUCGCUCCACCUCACGCGGGCCCCGCCGCCGCCGGCCGUCUCCGCCGCGCGCCAGGGGUUCCGCGCGAUGUGCCCGUUCGUCCGCCUCGCCGCCGCCGCGGCCAACCUGUCCAUCGCCGAGGUGAUGGAGGCCGAGCGGGCGGUCGUCCACGUCGUCGACCUCGGCGGCGGCGUCGACGCCAACCAGUGGGUGGAGCUCGUCCGCCUCGUCGCCGCGCGCCCCGGCGGCCCGCCGGGCCUGCUCCGCCUGACCGUCGUCAACGAGUCGGAGGACUUCCUCUCCGCCGUCGCCGCGUACGUCGCCGCGGAGGCCCAGCGCCUCGACCUCAGCCUCCAGUUCCAUCCGGUGCUAUCCAGCAUCGAGGAGCUCUCCGCCACCGCCACCGGAUCAAUCGGAUCCCGCCUCGUCGUCAUCCCCGGCCAGCCCCUCGCCGUCGUCGCCAACCUCCAGAUCCACCGCCUCCUCGCCUUCCCCGACUACGUGGACGGCGUCGCGAGCAGGAGGCCGGCGGCGGAGCAAUCCGGAUCCAGCCAGCAUACGAUGACGACGGCGACGAAGACGAAGGCGGACGCGCUCCUCCGCGCCAUCCGCGACCUGAACCCGAAGCUGGUGGUCCUGACGGAGAACGAGGCCGACCACAACGUCGCGGAGCUCGGGGCGCGCGUCUGGAACGCGCUCAACUACUACGCGGCGCUGUUCGACGCCCUGGAGGCGAGCUCCACCCCGCCGGCGGCCGUGCCGCCGCACGAACGCGCGUGCGUCGAGCGGUGGGUGCUCGGCGAGGAGAUCAAGGACAUCGUCGUCCGUGAGGGCACGGGGCGGCGGGAGAGGCACGAGACGCUGGGGCGCUGGGCGGAGCGGAUGGUCGCCGCCGGCUUCUCCCCCGUGACGGCGGCCAGGGCGCUGGCGAGCACGGAGACGCUCGCGCAGCAGAUGGUGGCGGCGGGCGGGGGCGGUGCCGGCGCCGGGGUGCUCAGGGCGGCGCACGGCGGCGGGUGCUUCCCCGUGAUCUGCUGGUGCGACGUGCCCGUCUUCUCGGUCUCGACGUGGACCGCGAGGAGGGUCCUUGUGCCGGCGCCACCGCUGUGGCCACCGGCGGCGGCUGGUGGUGCUGGUCCAUCGGGCUCAGGCUACGGCGGCGACGGCCCAUCGACGGCGAGCUCGUCGGCGGCAAUGUGGUGGGUCGGAUGA